Molecule: messenger RNA, 3514 nt
Organism: Drosophila kikkawai
Lineage: Eukaryota; Metazoa; Arthropoda; Insecta; Diptera; Drosophilidae
Product: myotubularin-related protein 10-B
Biological process (GO): phosphatidylinositol dephosphorylation
Cellular component (GO): membrane; cytoplasm
Molecular function (GO): phosphatidylinositol-3-phosphate phosphatase activity
Source: RefSeq, a predicted model, not a curated record
AACGGUCACACUGCCGAGUUCACUGUCAUACGUGCGUGUGUGUGUGCGUGCGUGUAUGAAUUCUGAGGCAACCCGAAAAUAAAUAAAUAAAUGCCCAUUACAACCCAAACGACGGUGUGUGCAGCCCAAUGAUGCACUUGAAUGGUGAGCCAACGAGCUUAUAUAGGGAAGUGAACGCCACAUAAAGCAGCCACCGGCAGCAGGAAUAUUAAAAACAAGAGCAGCAGCAGCAGCGAUCGUUCGCUCGCACACACACACACACACACACACACAUAGCCGCCCUCCCUCAACACACACACACACAAACAAAAACACAGAGGCGAAGGUAAUCCGAACGAACGACGGCCCCACAUAACGGUACCACACAGUGGCAGACAGAGAGAGCGAGAGAGAGAGCAGGCAGAGACAGGAAAUAGCGAAUAAUUGAAUAUUCCAGCGACGUACAGCAGCGGUCGCAAGAAUAGGAAUUGCCAGAGGUAUGGCAACGGGCGGCAGCGGGGCCGGCAGUGGUUCCGGGGGAGCCGGAAAUGACCACUAUAAGCGGAACACCUUCACCAGCUAUGUGGCACCGCUGCCCGGCGAUAUGCGAGCCACCGCCGAUACCAAUGAAUGGUGCCUGCCCAGCGAUCUGCGCGAUGUCCAUUUGGCCCGUCCUCGCCUGUUGCCGGGUGAGCAGAUAGUGGCCUCGGCACCGGCCUACAUGUACUCGCCCAUUGAGCCCAUGGAUAGCAGCAUCAACAUCAGUCACAACAACAGCAAUGGCAACGGUAUGGCCUCCGUGAACGAUGGUGGCUCCCACAAGGAGGCCACCUUUGGCCUGCUGAGCGUGACCAACUUUAAGCUGGCCUUUGUCCCGCUCCAUGCCACCAGCAAGCGUAAUCCCGAAGCGGGUGUUGUAACUGCCCCACUUUGUGAUCUGUAUCAGGAGAACACCUAUCUGGGACGCAACGAGAUCACGCUGAACAACAUCGAUCAGAUCUAUACCAUUGCCGAGCUGGGACGGGCGGCCAGUGCGCUGCAGGCGGCGCGCAUGGCCAGCCAUGUUAGUCGGCGCAAAAAGCUGGAGCCCUUCAAGCAGCACAACAUCAGCGGCAGGAUAGCCGCCUUGCAUAUUGUGUGCAAGAAUUUCCGGCUCCUAAAGUUCGCCUUCCAGCAGCAGGACUCGAAGCUGAGCGGAGCCAGUGAUCAUGGCAAGCUAAUAGCCUCCGCCCUCGUCCGUUUCGCCUAUCCCAUGCGGCAUGAUCUGAGCUUUGCCUAUGCCUACCGUGAACCGUACUAUUCCACCCUGGGUCCUGCCACCGGGACCAGCAUGUAUGCCAGCAAGAAUGACUGGGCCCGGGAGCUGAUACGUUGCGGUGCCACCGAAUGGCAGGUGGUGAGCAGUGCCAGUGUCCCCUUGCUCCAGAAUCCCCUGCAUGCGGGAAAGUAUACGGUGCCGCCGCAUUUUGUUAUCCCGAAGAGCUGCACGGUGGAUCGAUUCCUGGACUUAUCGCGUGCCUUUUGCGAUUCACGAGCUGCCUUUUGGGUGUAUAGCUAUGGGGCUAGUGCCGCCUCCCUGGUGCGUUUGGCCGAACUGCAGCCGGCGGCGCAGCAGGAUACGAAGCUGGAGAAUGUGAUGCUGGAGCUGGUGCGAAAAUGCGAUGAGCGGCGACAGCUGAAGCUGCUGCAGCUAACGGAUCGACUGCCAAGCAUCCAGGAUGUGCGGCGUUCCUACCAGAAGCUGAGGCGUCUCUGCACACCCGAAACGCCCGAGAAGUUCAUGCUGCAGGAUGACAAGUACCUGGGCUUGAUCGAGAAGACCAACUGGCUGUUCUAUGUGUCACUGUGCCUGCGGUAUUCAAGCGAAGCGGCCGCCACCCUGCGCUCGGGCAUCACCUGUGUCCUCCAGGAGUCCAAUGGCCGGGACCUGUGCUGUGCUAUUAGCAGUCUGACGCAGCUGCUGCUGGAUCCCCACUUUCGGACAAUCGAUGGCUUCCAGUCGCUGGUGCAAAAGGAGUGGGUGGCCCUCGAGCAUCCCUUUCAGCGUCGCCUGGGUCAUGUUUAUACGGCACAGGGCUCUGGUAGCGGAGGCAGCGGUAGCAGCGGCGGUAACAACGGCAGCGAACUGCUGGAGGGCGAACAGAGCCCGGUGUUUCUGCUCUUCCUCGACUGCGUCUGGCAGCUGCUGCAGCAAUUUCCCGAUGAGUUUGAGUUCACCCAGACGUACCUCACCUCGCUGUGGGAUGCCUGCUUCAUGCCCAUCUUCGAUACCUUUCAGUUCGACACGCAGGCGCAACGCUCCAAGGCGGUGUUGGACUCCCAGCUGGUCCUCCGUCCGGUGUGGGACUGGGGUGAGCAGUUCUCCGACAAGGACAAGAUGUUCUUCAGUAAUCCGUUGUACCAGCGCCAGAAGGGAGACCUGGCUGGUGCCCAGUCAUCGGCAGCUGGAGCAGGAGCAGCUCAUCGCCGAUCUCUGGCCGUGGGCCACAAUAGAGGUGGAACUGCAGGUGGAGCUUCAGGAUCGACGCCGUCUAGGAACACCAUUAAUCCGCAGCUAUUUGCCACGGUGUCGUCAGUGCCGCAGGAUCGCUUCCUGCAGCCGGCCCAUCGCAUCUGCGAUCUAAGCGUCUGGGAUCAGUGCUACUACCGAUGGCUGCCCGUCCUGGAUAUACGCGGCGGUGGCCAGCCGCAGGUCGACCUCUUCCACCGCCUGCUGCUGAGCAAUAUAGCCAAGGUGCAGCGUUGCCUGGAGCUUCAGAGCUACGAGGAGCUGCCGGAUGCGUACUUUGAGGUCACCGGCGAGUCACGGUCCAGCCUGCAAAAGGAGGAGACCCCGGUGGAGGAUGAGGCGGAGUAUGUGGAUGGGGUGGAGAGGCGUCGCAAACCAACGACCAAGGCGGGCACGCCCACCAACGGCUUUAGUCCGGUAAGUGGGAAUCAUCUGCAGCUGUCCAGUCUGUCUUCCUUCUUCCCGUUCGGGAGUCCCAUUGCCGGCGAUGCGCCGCAUCAGCUAUACGAUAUCCUUAACAGCAGCAGCGAGCUGCUGCAGGACACCACCUCCAUACUGGACAAGUCCUCCAUUUUGUGAUCCGAUCGCUCCACUCCUUGCACUCCUGAACUUUCGAAGUAUUAAACAAAAAAGGCAAAAACAUAAAAAACAUAAAGCAAAACACUAAAAACCGGGGGGGAGGAGGAAAACACAACCUUUUCACGUACAUGGCAUAUCGCUUUUAACACUUUUGAUUAUUAUUGUUAACUAAUAAGCAAGUUAGCGCAUAAGUUUUUUUUUUAUUUCGUUCGUACUACCAAUACUACUUUGCACUACACACACACACACCCAUCAGCCUAAAAACGACAAGCAAUUAAAAAUUAAAAAAUAAAAAACAAAAAACUGAAACGGAAACAAAAUCAAAACGAAACAGUAAACACCAACUAAAUCAAUAUGUAUUAUAUUGUAUGUAACUAAAUUUAUGUGAAAUAUAUCGAUAUGUAUAUUUAAAAUAAAUAAAAUAAAAAUAAAAAAAAUGUGAAUCAA